AUGGAUUCUCUAGCUCAAGAUUUCUCCAAUCAGAUCAACUUCGAUGAAGAAAAAGUCGACGAUAAUAAUAAUGAAGUGAAGAUUGAUGAUCAAGAAGAAGAAGAAAAUGAUUAUGAGGACGAAGAUGAAGAUGACUUUUCUUUUGUUUUCGACGGGGUUGAAAUGGCCGCCGAAGAGACCCGUCUGGUUUUUCCGUUGUUUAACACAGAUCUUCUGUUGACCGACAGGCCGCCGGUCAAACAUGUUUACGCGGCGACAAGGAACGAGAAUCUAGUGGAAACGGCGGCGGCGUCUUCUUCAGGGGACGACGCCAUCGCCGGGCCUUGCUGCGAGUGGUCGGCGGCGGCGAAGAAGAGCAACUCGACGGGGUUUUCGAAGCUUUGGAGAUUUAGGGAUUUGGCCCACCGGAGCAACAGCGACGGGAGGGACGCGUUUGUGUUUUUGAACGCGGCGGAGAAGAAAAUCGGCGGCGGCGGAGUCAAAGUCAACGGCGGAGAAAUUAACAACGUAACGGCGGCGCAGCAGCAGCAGCAGAAGAAAAAGAAGAAUAAUAAGAAUGUAACGGCGUUGGCUCACGAGCGUUACUUGAGAAGUAAGGCGAAGGACGAAGAGCGACGGCGAUCCUACCUUCCUUACCGACCGGAGCUUGUUGGGUUCUUCACCAACGUUAACGGCGGCUUAACGAGAAACGUACACCCAUACUAA
This is a messenger RNA of Ipomoea triloba (trilobed morning glory), 705 nucleotides long. Its product is annotated as protein SDA1 homolog. The record is from RefSeq and is a predicted model, not a curated record. Bases 1 to 705 code for a protein of 234 amino acids. The transcript has a single exon. Lineage: Eukaryota; Viridiplantae; Streptophyta; Magnoliopsida; Solanales; Convolvulaceae.